Molecule: messenger RNA, 1238 nt
Organism: Racocetra persica
Lineage: Eukaryota; Fungi; Glomeromycota; Glomeromycetes; Diversisporales; Gigasporaceae
Source: the annotation of a GenBank genome assembly
CAAAAAAGGUUUAUUUUAUUCACCGCCGCUCGGAAUUUCGGGCCGAGCCGGAAAUAGUAAUCCAGGCUCAAAACAAUCCGAAAAUAAUCUUUCUUUUGGAUUCCGUUUUGACUGAAAUUCAGGGGGGUGAAGCAGUAGAAAAAGUAUUAGUUAGUAAUUUAGCAAAUAAUGAAAAAAGCGAAUUAUUAGUUAAGGCGGUUUUUCCCUGUAUUGGCCUUGCUCCGUUCAGCAGCUUCGCUCAUGAAUUAGGUGUUUGCGACCGAGAAAAUUAUGUCGCCAUUAAAGAUGAUUGUUCGACAGCAGUUUCAGGCUUGUUUGCUGCCGGAGACGUGGCUCGAGCAACCCCCAACAAAAUCAAGCAAAUUGUGACGGCCGUUGCCGAGGGAGCCAUUGCUGCGCAGUCAGGCACGCUUGAACCUUUCACUCCCAUUACUCCGGUAUUUCCGGGCCGAGAACCCACAGUUAUCGGUGAUGAUACCUUAGAAGGGGAAUUAAAAAUAGAGGAUUAUCCUAAUUUGGAAACAAUUAGUUUAUUAAGAACGGGGGGAAUAACUAAAUUAACUAUUGAAAAUUGCCCUAAAUUAGAAGUGUUAAAUGUCGCUGGUAAUAAAAUCACCCAAAUAAUUGGUCUGGAAAACUGCCCGAAAUUAAAAAUACUGAAUAUUUGUGCUAACGAAAUUGCGGAAGUUGAUGUGAGUAAGAAUGUUGCUCUCCAAGCACUUGUGAAAAUGGCACCAAUUUGCCGCUACUGCCGCAACUGGGAGCCGCCAUUGACGGAGGAACUGGGGGAGAAAGCAAGCAAGCCUGAGAAAUAUUCAGGAGUUAAAGAUGACGACGAGAAAGUCCAUUAUCUUGUCCAAUUAUCUCAUAGUAUAAAAAAAGCCAUUGAUAAAUUAAAAUCUCUGGGAAUGAAUGUUGAUAAGGCAGAAGAGGACAAAAACGAACCGACCGGAAUGGCAUUUUUCAGCGAGCCAAAAACGAUACGGGGUUAUAAAAGCCGAUUAGCCCAAAUGUCUAAUUCUACUUUGCGGGGUUUAAUUGCCGAGCAGAAAGAGGGAAAGGAGCCAGGUGAUAUUGAAAAAACAGGACAAGAGGUGAUGAACAUCGUUGGUAGGGAUGAUUUUCCUGAAAAUAUUGUCAACACACAAGAGAUAUUGGCUGAAAACAAGCGACGAGCCGAAGUUCUAACCCAGGCUCGCAAUAAGUUAAAAGAUAAUUUGGGAAUUGAUAUUUAUGCC